Messenger RNA from Astyanax mexicanus (Mexican tetra), 1568 nucleotides. RefSeq names its product short chain dehydrogenase/reductase family 16C, member 5a (gene sdr16c5a). The transcript has 7 exons. Gene Ontology annotation, molecular function: oxidoreductase activity, acting on the CH-OH group of donors, NAD or NADP as acceptor. NCBI's taxonomy places the organism in Eukaryota, Metazoa, Chordata, Actinopteri, Characiformes, Acestrorhamphidae. Bases 261 to 1178 code for a protein of 305 amino acids. Gene Ontology annotation, cellular component: lipid droplet. The record is from RefSeq and is a predicted model, not a curated record.
UAUGUAGUGAGCAGAGCUGCUGUAUGUAGUGAGGUGUCGAGGGAAGGGGAGAGAUAAAGAGAGAGAGAGAGAGAGAUAGAGAGGGAAUUCGUGCAUUUAACUCGUAUUUGCACACUUUCAGCAGGGUGUAGGAGGUGUGGAGGAGUGAGGAAGUGUGGAGGGAGUUCUGGGGAGGACAGUAAUCUCUCAGGAACCCGGUCAGUGCGGAGGAACCGGCUGAGGAACUGCAGGAGCUGAAGAUCUCACAGAAGCAGAUCACCAUGAAUUUCCUGGUGGAGACGCUUCGCCUGAUCGUCUUUUCCAUCUACUACCUGCUGGAAGCUUUGGUAAAGAUGUUCAUUCCGAUCAGGAAAAGCAUCGCCGGAGAGACGGUCCUCAUCACGGGAGCAGGAAGUGGGAUCGGGCGGCUCUUGGCGGUGGAGUUGGCGGGAAUGGACGUUACGGUGGUGCUGUGGGACAUUAAUGUGGAGGGUCUGAAGGAAACGGCUCGGGCGAUGAAGGAAAAGGGAGCUAGCAGGGUUCACUACUACAGGACGGACUGCAGCGACAGGGCUGAGGUGUACCGAGUGGCAGAUCAGGUCAAACGAGAAGUUGGAGACGUGACCAUUCUCGUAAACAAUGCUGGCAUUGUUACUGGCAAGAAGUUCAUGGAUUCUCCAGAUUCUCUUAUUGAGAAGACUUUCCAGAUUAACACAAUGGCACACUUCUGGACGUAUAAAGCAUUCCUCCCGGCGAUGACUGAGAAGAACCACGGGCAUCUGGUUUCGGUUGCCAGUUCUGCAGGCCUGAUCGGUGUGAACGGUCUGGCAGAUUACUGUUCCAGUAAGUUUGGUGCGGUGGGCUUUGCUGAGUCCGUGGCUCUGGAGCUCGUUGCCUCGGGGAAAGAUGGCAUUAAAACCACCAUAGUCUGCCCUUUCUUCAUCGACACGGGCAUGUUCGAUGGCUGUGGUACAAAAUGGCCUCGUCUGCUUCCCGCCCUGAAGCCGGAAUACGUGGCGAAGAAGAUUGUGAACGCCAUUCAGACAGACCAGACCUACCUUUAUCUGCCGAGAGCCAUUUACGCUUUAAUGUUUGUAAAAAACUUGGUGCCGUUUAAGGAGGCCGUGAUUCUGGGGAUGUACUUCGGAGCUUUUAACUUCAUGGACUCUUUUAAAGGAAGACAAAAGAAGGAGAAUUAGACUGAAGCCCAGACGGCUGCAUUCACACUACAAUUCAGAUUUUUCACUCAGAUCAGAUUUGUGUGUCUAAACAGCACAAACCGCUCGGAUUCCCGCACUUCUGGCACUCUGGAUUUAAUAAGGUUGUUGUUUAUCGCAGGAAAAAAGACAAUUAGAAAUCCGAAUUAAGCGUCCAGAGCCCCCAGACUGAGACACAUUUGUACAAAUCUGAGUGUAAACGCAUUUUAAAAUAUGUCAAAAAUCUGUCCUUUUGGUCUGGCAAUGUGAACGAAUUAUACAUAUCGUUAUAAAAUAUUUUUACAAUUUUUUAAGUGAGAAAGACGAUUUUUUAAAAUGAUAUUAUGUAUUAGUAUUUGAAUUAGCAUGAAAUAAAACCUGUUGACUUAAAAC